CGGCGUGUGAGGAAGUGGCUUCAGUGAGGGCGGAAGGCGGGGCUCUGGGCACGCCUGCCUGUUCCCCCGCCGGGCUGUGACUAUGGAACUCAGCGCGGAGUACCUCCGCGAGAAGCUGCGGCGGGACCUGGAGGCAGAGCAUGUGGAGGUGGAGGACACGACUCUCAACCGUUGCGCGACCAGCUUCCGAGUCCUGGUGGUGUCCGCUAAGUUCGAGGGAAAGCCAUUGCUCCAGAGACACCGACUGGUGAAUGAAUGCCUAGCUGAAGAGCUCCCGCACAUCCAUGCCUUUGAGCAGAAAACUCUGACCCCAGAGCAGUGGACCCGAGAGCGGCGGAAAUGAGGGACCCGGGCCUGAACAGCCAUUAAUUAAAUUGUAAAUCAGG
This is a messenger RNA of Alexandromys fortis (reed vole), 386 nucleotides long. It is a transcript of the gene Bola2b, whose product is annotated as bolA family member 2B. NCBI's taxonomy places the organism in Eukaryota, Metazoa, Chordata, Mammalia, Rodentia, Cricetidae. The transcript has 3 exons. The coding region runs from base 83 to 343 and encodes 86 amino acids. Gene Ontology annotation, molecular function: 2 iron, 2 sulfur cluster binding. Gene Ontology annotation, biological process: intracellular iron ion homeostasis. Gene Ontology annotation, cellular component: nucleus; cytosol. The record is from RefSeq and is a predicted model, not a curated record.